Synchiropus splendidus (mandarinfish) is the source of this 1724-nucleotide messenger RNA. RefSeq names its product serine/threonine/tyrosine interacting protein (gene styx). NCBI's taxonomy places the organism in Eukaryota, Metazoa, Chordata, Actinopteri, Syngnathiformes, Callionymidae. The record is from RefSeq and is a predicted model, not a curated record. The transcript is spliced from 11 exons. Bases 36 to 818 code for a protein of 260 amino acids. Gene Ontology annotation, biological process: negative regulation of SCF-dependent proteasomal ubiquitin-dependent catabolic process; negative regulation of protein binding; regulation of ERK1 and ERK2 cascade. Gene Ontology annotation, cellular component: nucleoplasm; cytoplasm. Gene Ontology annotation, molecular function: protein tyrosine/serine/threonine phosphatase activity; F-box domain binding.
AUUGUGCACUGUGAUAGCCAUCAUGGCGGACAUGCAUGCGGAGCCUCAAAACAAACUGCACCAAGAGUCGAGUUAGCCCGCCUGACGGAUUGCGAGAGAUUAAGUGCUCAGUUCGGGUCAGUGGAACCCGAUCUGCCAACGGAAUGGAGGAGGAAACUAAACUCCAAUUCCCGUCGUUGCCUGCUACUCAGGAGGAGCUUUUGGAUUGGGCUUACCCUAUGAGACGUGAAAUGCAGGAAAUAUUGCCUGGAUUGUAUUUAGGUCCCUACUCUGCUGCAAUGAAAAGCAAGCUGCCAAUUCUCGAGCGACAGGGCAUCACGCAUAUCGUGUGUGUUCGUCAAGACAUCGAGGCCAAUUUCAUUAAACCCAAUUUCCCUCAUUUAUUUAGAUACCUUGUUUUAGAUAUUGCUGACAAUCCAGUGGAAAACAUCAUCCGAUUUUUCCCUUCGACAAAAGAGUUUAUUGAUAGCUGCUUAGACACAGGAGGGAAGGUGCUGGUUCAUGGUAAUGCAGGGAUCUCCAGAAGUGCUGCCUUAGUAAUCGCCUACCUAAUGGAAACGUUUGGAAUAAAAUACAGGGACGCGUUCAGUCACAUCCAGGAGAGAAGAUUCUGCAUCAACCCAAAUAUUGGCUUCGUGCAUCAACUACAGGAGUAUGAAGCCAUUUACUUGGCCAAACUCACCAUCAAGAUGAUGUCGCCGAUGCAGCUGGAAAGAUCCUUCACCUUCCAGACAGAUGUGACAGCAAGUCGCAAGCGCAGCCUGGAGGAAGACGACGACUUUGGGCCAAUGGAAGUGAUGGCCGCCCAGAACAGAUGAGCUUUUGCACUGGUUUUUAUACCUUCAUGGGAGAAAUGUCAAUAUGUGGACUCUUUUCUAAAGUGGAAGAGUGAGACGUCCGACGACAACAACGACCUGGAGUGAAGAACUUUCCUUUCCCUCCUGAGCUUGAUGCACUGACGGGAGACUUUUUUGGCAGUUUUGUAGUGUUUGAAGCGUUUUUGCAUUUGCAGCAAGACAGAAUUGCAAUAAUGCUUUUUCUAUACUUGAAUAUCCGUCUGCGACCUGAAGAGGGCGCCAGGUGGAAGGGCAAGCGGCCUUUAACAUUGGAGACUUAAGACUAACAGCAGACCUCAUGUUGAUGGUGAGGAGCAUUAACAAGAGAAUAAACAUGAGUCUGAAGGAGUCUGUGAUUUGUCAGUGUGUGGAGGUCGCUCAGCAGGGCUCCAGUUGGCGCUCAAGAGGUCCGGUCUUCCACGGACAUGGUGAUCCUGGUGAGCUCCAGUCCUCCGUGUGACUGAACGUGUAGGAUAGUUCACCACUGUCUUUGAGAAGCAUUCAGAGGGGCUGAUCUUAAGCUGGCCACCGCAUGGAUCUCAACAGGAAGUGGUAUUAUAUCAAUCACUUGUGAAUUCGUCGGCAGGGAUGAGGAUCAGCACCUCCAGAGAGUCCGAAACCUGUCCUUGUCUUCAGAGGAGCAGAGAUGUCUUGUUCACACAGGACACACUUCAGGAUGAGAAGGCUCGGGCAGAAAACUUGGGUGGUCCAUUUAACACUUUUGCAGAAAGGUCUCGGGAGCAUUUAAAAAUUAGAGCGCCAUCUUUUGAAUUGCAGAAGCAAAAGCUGAACUAAUACUGUUGGAAACAACAGUUUCUUGAGGGCCCACGCGCUACAAUAAUGACUGCGAGGAACUGUCAAGAACAGACUUAAUAUUAUGGGAGGAAU